This is a messenger RNA of Drosophila serrata, 1445 nucleotides long. Its product is annotated as facilitated trehalose transporter Tret1. Gene Ontology annotation, cellular component: membrane. Gene Ontology annotation, molecular function: sugar transmembrane transporter activity. The record is from RefSeq and is a predicted model, not a curated record. Lineage: Eukaryota; Metazoa; Arthropoda; Insecta; Diptera; Drosophilidae. Gene Ontology annotation, biological process: carbohydrate transport; transmembrane transport.
CAAAAUGCUGACUAGAUUGUUUCAACGUCCAAAUUGUCUGCUGAAUCGCAGGAAUCGAUACCAGCUGCUAACGACGCUAUUGAUUAAUCUCAUAUCCAUAUCCCAUGGCAUUGGCAUUGGAUGGCUCUCACCCAUGAGGAAACUGCAAUCCGACUCCCCAGUGGGUUUCGAGGUGAAGUCGGAAUUCGAAGUCUCCUGGGUUGGUUCCAUGCUCGGAGUGGGCUCGGUGACUGGCAAUAUCCUUAUAGGAUCCCUGCUCGGGCGACUGGGUAGCAAAAGAUGUCUUUUGUUCAUUGCCAUUCCGCAUUCGUGCCUGUGGAUCCUGGUCUACUUUGCCCAGAGUGUGGAGUACUUGUAUGUGGGCAGGCUUUUAGCUGGCAUUUGCGGUGGCGGCAUGUACAUUGUUCAUCCCAUUUUUCUCAGUGAAAUCGCAGAUGCCAACAUCCGUGGCACCUUCUCGGCCAUGGUGAUGUUAUCGGUCAAUGCUGGCGUUCUUGUGGGUUAUAUAAUGGGCACUCACCUGUCGUACUACACGAUACCCUGGAUUGUCCUGGCUCUACCUUUAUGCUACCUUAUAUCCGUAUUGCUUUUCAUUAAGGAAUCACCCAUGCAUCUGAUUAGAAUUGGUAAAAAUGCCGAAGCAGAGAGAUCCUUCCGUUACUAUAAAAACAUCAAGGAUAGCGAUAAUAUUCAUGAUCAGAAUCGUGCCAUGGAGGAGUUUGAGGAUAUGAAAGUAGCCCUGAAAAAGGGAAAUGGCUUGAAUGAGAAGAUUACGCUAAAGACUUUUGUGAGUAACAAUUAAAUAUUUGAGCUCACGUCCGCUUUAAAGGCUUAUGGUCCCGCCUUGGUUUUGUUAAUUGCCAAUCAGUUCAGUGGACUCUUUACCAUGGUCAAUUACAUGUCGGAUAUAUUCGCCAAAUCGGGCAGUAAAAUGGAUCCGGAUACCUGCACCAUCAUCAUUGGUGCUGUCCAGUUCAUGGGUACUUAUGUCACCACAGUGCUCUGCGACAUCUGUGGCCGGAAGCUCCUGAUGCUGGUGUCCACCGCUGGAGUGGCCAUUAGCCUGACCUUUGGGUUUUUCACCCAAUAUGCCCAGAGUCAUGAUGUCGGCGAAUAUAGUUGGGUGCCGCUCCUCCUCAUGUCCAUGGACAUUUUCCUGGGCAACAUUGGCCUCGUCGGUUGCUUCUUUGUCAGUCUCGUUGAGAUAUUCCCGUCAAGGUAUAUACGUGCCAAGGCGGCCUCAAUGGCAAUUGUCAUUUGCAGCAGCUUCGUCUUUGUUAUGCUCAACAUUUUCCCAAUUUGCAUGAAGGAAUGGGGCAUAUCGGUUACCAUGUGGUCAUGUGCCGGAAUUACAGCAUUUAGUUUUAUUUAUUUCUCAAUUUUCUUGAAGGAAACCAAGGGCAAGUCAAUGUUGGAUGAUUAAAUAAAUAAUAAAUUUCAAAGAA